GCGGGCACAGGACCGUGCCCGGCCGUGCGGAGCGCGCAGGCGCCUCGGGGCGGGCUCGGCGCGGUUGCCGGAAGAGCCGCCCCGGCUAUGCCGAGCCUCACCGGGUUCCUGCGGGGGCGGGCGGCGCUGGUGCGGAGCGGCCGGGCCAUGCCGGGGAAGGGAAAAGCAGCCGCCAAGGGCCCCGCGGAGCCGGGCGCCGCCGCGGGACCGGUGGUGGCGGCGGGCGGCGGCUCCGUGAGGGUGGCGGUGCGCGCCAAGCCCGGCGCCCGCUGCAGCGCCGUCACAGAUGUGACAGCUGAGGCAGUAGGAGUAGCUAUUGCUGCACCUCCAUCAGAAGGGGAGGCAAAUGCAGAGCUGUGUCGCUACCUCUCUAAGGUGCUCGAAGUGAAGAAGAGUGAUGUUAUCUUAGAGAAGGGGGGUAAAUCACGUGACAAAGUGGUGAAGAUUUUGGUAUCAGCGACACCAGAUGAGAUUUUAAAAAAACUGAAAGAAGAGGCUUCCAGUUGACCUAAAACAAGAGCAAGAAAUAGGAAAAAGAAUCUUGGUAUAUGGACUGGUAUUCUAUCUUACUAAAUGUAGUGCUGUUGAGAAUGUGGGUAAUGACUACAGGAAGACACUUCUUCCCCUCCCCUCUAAGUGAAGCAAACGUUGGUUAACAAAGUGAGAGGCUUGGAGUGACGCCUUCCAUGUGGGAAGGGGUACCAAAGGAGAAAUCUGGAUGGCAGAGACAUAAAGGAGACUGAUCUCUCUGGUAUCUCGCAGCAGGUUCUGUGUGCAGCUUUUCACUGUGGGCACUUACAGAGAUCUAAAAUAAAUGUCUUUGAAGCCAGUGUGCUGUUGUUGAUCACACAGACAAGCUGAAAGUAGAAUCACCUGAACAACUGAAAGAAAACCAGAAGUUUUCAGUAUGAAAAACCAGUGCAGAACCUGGUCAUUGCACACGUGGGGUCACUUUGUAAUAGUCGGUAAAUAGUUUCCUUAAAAGUAGAGAUAUGUUCAUAUAUAUCUUUGAAAAUUGUAUGUCACCUGUAACGACUGUUUUUAAUAAAAGAGACAAAAAG
Poecile atricapillus (Black-capped chickadee) is the source of this 1061-nucleotide messenger RNA. RefSeq names its product chromosome 11 C15orf40 homolog (gene C11H15orf40). The record is from RefSeq and is a predicted model, not a curated record. Lineage: Eukaryota; Metazoa; Chordata; Aves; Passeriformes; Paridae. The coding region runs from base 88 to 507 and encodes 139 amino acids. Gene Ontology annotation, cellular component: cytoplasm. The transcript has 4 exons.